Zymoseptoria tritici IPO323 is the source of this 480-nucleotide messenger RNA. RefSeq lists its product as uncharacterized. NCBI's taxonomy places the organism in Eukaryota, Fungi, Ascomycota, Dothideomycetes, Mycosphaerellales, Mycosphaerellaceae. Bases 1 to 480 code for a protein of 159 amino acids. The record is from RefSeq and is a predicted model, not a curated record. The transcript has a single exon.
AUGGCCGUCAAAGGUAGCGUGAUAAUGACCACUUCUCGCCUCAAAAUCGACUAUACCUCCAAGCUCGUGCUUCAGAUCACUCUGGCUCUGAUCACAUUCUUCGGAGCGCUGGCGUUCUUGCUCGCCGACCUUCGAGGGACGCUGCCGAGGAAGCCGACUUCGAUUGCGAGCACUACGGGCUUCUUGGCUGGCUCGGAUAUCUGUGAUGAGCAGAAAGUGCGACUGCCGAAGAAUGUAGAGUUGAUGAGCAGGAAAGAGCUGGAUUCGGUGCUUGAUGGCUGGCUGUUCAGUCUUGGCUGGUGGGGCGUAUCUCCAAGUCGGCCAGGGAGCGAAGGAAGCGAAGACCUUCCUUCACUCCAGGUUGGUGCUGGCAAGGAGAGGAGAUUUGGCAUUGAUAUUGGCGAGCCGGAGCAGCUGGGAUUCAGGGAAACGAAGUGGUCCUUCUUGAGGAGACGCCGAUUCCGGUCAGACAGGACGUGA